Molecule: messenger RNA, 1557 nt
Organism: Sclerotinia sclerotiorum 1980 UF-70
Lineage: Eukaryota; Fungi; Ascomycota; Leotiomycetes; Helotiales; Sclerotiniaceae
Exons: 4
Coding region: 1-1557 (518 amino acids)
Biological process (GO): ribosomal large subunit biogenesis
Cellular component (GO): preribosome, large subunit precursor
Source: RefSeq, a predicted model, not a curated record
AUGUCUUCUAUUACAGCCAGCAGAACUCCGGCCUCUGGUCUUUCUGGCCAAGCAGAUACUAAUACUUCCCAUCCUUAUACCUGCAACACUUGUCAAGUGGCGUUCAGAAACAGCGAUUUACAGCGAGGACAUAUGCGCAGUGAUUGGCAUCGAUACAACUUGAAGCGCCGUGUUACCUCUUUACCACCCAUUUCUUCCGAAGUUUUCACCGAGAAAGUCUUACAGGCACAAGCUUCUUCCACCGCCGCAGCUUCGAAGGCCGCUGAAAAUGCCUACCAAAAUCAUCUUAGUAGUCAAAAACACAAGGCGAAGGCGAUGGCUGGUGAUGGACACAUGGAUGACGCAAGUUCCGUAAUGAGCUCAACAUUCUCAUUGGGAGAACCUAUGAAGACAAAUGGAGCAGCAGAUGAACAUACGAAUGCGCAAGUCGAAGAAGUUUCCAAGGGUAUCAAGAAGACCACCCUCGAGGACGCCGAAGGUUCUGCAAUUACGCCUACCGACGAUGACGUUUUGGAGGAUGACGAUGAUGCCCUUGUCGAGGUCUCUACAAGCCGAUGCUUGUUCUGUAACGAGGACUCAGCCGAUACAUCUGCUAAUGCUGCACACAUGGAACGUAUACACGGCAUGUUCAUCCCGGAGAAGGAAUAUCUGGUUGAUCUUGAAGGUUUAAUCGCUUUUCUUCAUGAGAAGAUUUAUGAAGACCAUGAAUGUUUAGGCUGUGGCAAACUCAAGCAAUCGAUUUUUGGACUUCAGACCCACAUGAGAGACAAACGCCAUUGCAGAAUCCGUUACGCUACCGAGGAAGAACAAAUUGAGAUUGGCGAAUAUUACGACUUUAGAAGCACAUACUCUGAUGAUGAGGAUGAUGAGGAUUCAGAAGAUGCAUUACCAGGAAAGCAAAAGAGCGGAGGCGUUAAACUUGGAGCCAAACGCCCAACUACAAUUGAUGCUGAAGGAGACGAAGAAAUGGAAAAUGGUGAUGGAUGGGAAACAGAUAGCUCUGAAUCUUCCUUGGAUUCCGCAGAUCUUACCGCAGUACCACUUGACGAGAGAACUCACCAGUAUGAGAAACUUCAUCAACAUCCUCAUCAUUCCCACACAGAUCCUCGAUCACAUCACAGCAAGGACGGAUGGCACUCACAUGCUCAUAAACACAAUCAUGCUGCAUUUUACUCUGAUUAUGAGCUUCACUUACCUUCUGGUCGUACCGCUGGACAUCGAUCAUUACAAAAAUAUUACCGCCAAAAUUUGGUCAAUCAUCCAUCACCAGAGGAGAGACAACGACGUGCAAUUGAGGCAGCUGAAAAUUCCGAUUCUGACGUAGAGCAGGAUGAACGUGUCGUUCGUCGCAAUGAGAGAGAACGUGGAAGAGCUCUUAUGAGUCGUGCAAAUGGUGGCCUCGGCAUGGCUGGCGUCACCGCUGAGAAGAGAAAAGAAGUCCAGGCAGCGGAGAAAAGGUCCAGAAAGGUGGAGACCAAUGAGCGACGUAAAUUUGAAUGGAGAAACAAUAAGCAGAACAACUCACAAAAACACUUCAGAGAUCCAUUGUUGCAAUGA